This is a messenger RNA of Coturnix japonica (Japanese quail), 4496 nucleotides long. Lineage: Eukaryota; Metazoa; Chordata; Aves; Galliformes; Phasianidae. The record is from RefSeq and is a predicted model, not a curated record.
CAUGCGCGGUGCCUCCGCAACAUGGCGGCGGAGUGAGGCGGCCGGCGGCGGGAGCCGCUCGAGGGAGGCGGGGGUGCCUCUGCCCCCGGCCCGGAAACUGUUGUACUGAAAGGAAGAAUUAACUGGUCUUUCAACUUCAGCCUUUUUAUUGUGAGAGAGAAGAUCACACAAGUGUUACCAUGGGGAGAACUACAGCUAAAGAUUCAAAGGAAAUUAAAAAAGAGAAAGAUGGAAAGAAUCAGCAGGCAAACAACCCGUCUUUAAAGAGUGAACAGUUUAGUUGGGAUGAUUAUCUGAAAGAGACUGAAUCAAUAGCUGCCCCUCUACACUGUUUCAAACAGUCCAGAAUUCCACCUACAAACGACUUCAAAGUUGGUAUGAAACUGGAAGCCCACGAUCCUCGCAACGCUACCUCAGUUUGCAUAGCUACAAUAAUUGGAAUCACUGGUGCCAGGCUGAGGUUGAGACUCGAUGGAAGUGACAACAAAAAUGAUUUUUGGAGGCUCGUGGACUCCUCAGACAUACAGCCCAUCGGGACCUGUGAGAAGAAGGGGGGCAUGCUACAGCCUCCUCUUGGAUUCCAGAUGAAUGCAUCCUCUUGGCCAAUGUUUCUCUUAAGAACUCUAAAUGGAGCUGAAAUGGCACCUGCAGCAUUCUUUAAGAAGGAACCACCAAAACCUGCGACAAACUCCUUUAAAGUUGGAAUGAAACUUGAAGCUAUAGAUAGAAAGAACCCAUACUUGAUUUGCCCAGCAACCAUUGGAGAUGUUAAAGGAGAUGAAGUUUUUGUUACGUUUGAUGGCUGGAGAGGAGCAUUUGACUAUUGGUGCAGAUGUGAUUCUCGUGAUAUUUUCCCAGUUGGAUGGUGUAGCUUGACAGGAGAUGCAUUACAACCACCAGGGAACAAUGUUUCCAUUACAAAGAGCAGUGCAAAAAUCCAAUCUUCCCCUUCCAAAGUGACCCGGCGUUCAAUGCAGUCUCCACAGAAAUCUGCUCCAGUACCAGCGCAGCGGGGCAGGAAACCAGGUCGGGGCAAACCCCCUGGACAGUCUACAGUUCCCAAGAAGGGCAGGUCUCCUAAAAAUAUUCCCCUGACCAAAAGCACCUCUCAUACUGAGAAUCUUAAAACAAGGAAAAAAAGUUUAAAACCUGGAAAAAAGAAAAAAGUCUUACCAGAGCAACUGACUCCUGAACCACCUCUUUCUUCUCCUGAUGGGGACAGUGGCACUACGCAGAUACUUAAAGAUGGAAUUAGUUUGUCUGGUGCAACUGCAGCAGUUAUAUCCACAGUGUGUGUUUAUGUCAACAAGCAUGGAAAUUCUGGGCCUCACCUGGAUAAGAAGAAGGUUCAGCAGCUUCCAGAUCACUUUGGACCAGGUCCCGUCAACGUGGUACUUCAGCAGGCUGUACAAGCUUGUGUGGAUUGUGCCUAUCAAUCCAAAACAGUCUUUGGAUUUCUGAAAUCUGGCCAUCAUGGAGGGGAAAUGAUAACUGGUAUGUCCAUCAUUUUGAACAGAUCGAUGCUUUUGCUUUCUGUAGCAGAAACGUUACCUAUAGAAGAAAACAGCACUUCCAAAGAGCAUCGCUUUUCUGAGGACUCUAUGGAUUCUGCACUUAAUUCUGUGAAUCUGUCAAGCCCAGCCCGUCGAAAUUCCACUGAAUAUCGUACUUCGGGGAGUGCAGCGUAUUACAGGAAUUCCUUUCAGCCAGUGACUGCUACCUCAAAUUCAGCCCCAAUCCUGCGCCGGCUGUCAUUGAGCUCUUCUGGGAACAGCAGUUACUAUGAAGUCAGUAGGAAUCGAAUACAGAGGAGGAUUGAGGUUGAACUUGCAUUUGCCACUUUCCCAGAUACUGGUAUCUUGGGACCCAGGAACCAAACACAAGUCGAACUAAUUCAUCUAGCUGCAAGUUCCACAACUGGACCAGAUCUGAGCUCACUUAAAAGGGAACCUUCAAGAAUAUCGAAUAAGGAUCCAUCCACAUGGUCAAUAGAGGAAGUAAUGCGUUUUGUGAAAGAAGCUGAUCCACAGGCACUAGCUCCACAUGCUGAACUCUUCAGGAGACAUGAAAUUGAUGGGAAGGCACUACUGUUACUGAGGAGUGAUAUGAUCAUGAAAUACAUGGGACUGAAGCUGGGGCCCGCCCUGAAGUUGUGCUACCACAUUGAAAAACUUAAACAAGGAAAGUACUAGCUGACGGGGGACACUGCAGCGUGUGUGUGUGCACACCACACUGAGCUCUCAGGUUAACUGCCAUCACCUUUAUUUAAAAGUUUUUUGUUGGUAUAAGUUAUCUGUAUUUUUUUGGAAGUUCUUUCAAAAUGUGAAAAAAGGGAUCUUAGGAGAAACUAGAGGGAAAAAAUGUAUCACAUUCUAGCAUUUAGUGAACGGUUUCAGCAGGCUUGCAGGGAGAGACAGUUGGUACUGGGCAAGUUGGGUAACAGCGCCAAAAGGUGCAUUCUCUGUUGCAGACUUCAGCCAACACGUUCAUAUUCAGAACCAAAACAGCUGAAUCCCAAAGGGAAAAACAAAAAACAGCAUCAGAUGUUAAUGAUUUUUGCAGGGAUGGCUGUAAACUUUUACGUUGCAAGGAAAAUGUAAAGUAGAAGAUCUAAUCUCAGCAGUAAAUACUGUGUCUGGUUCUCCAGCAGAGUAAUACUCAGCUAGAUGAUUCUUCAUAGAUUUCCAUAAAGGGAAUAGCCGUACGAGCAGUUCAGGGGGGAGGGAGGUGUAGGGAGGGAAGGGAUACGGAGGAGAGGGCUUCAAACAAAUCUAAGCUUUUAUAAAGUGUGAUUAUCAGUCCUUUGAUAAGUUACGAGGACAAAUGUGCAGUAUGUUGUCAAUUUAUGGAGGCAAUAAUAGUUCUGUUUCAUGGAAGGGCACAUUGGCUGUAUAAACAGCCUGUUCUGGGACAGACAGAUUUGACUGGAAUGACACAUCCACAUUUUAAAACAUUCCAUUUUUUGUGCUAAGUUUGUCAUGGGUACAUGUCCUCAUGCUUUUUAGAUAUACAUGUGUAUGUUGUUGGGGAGAUGCGCACUCUAUGUAUUUGAAAAUGCACAUACACACUGUACAUAUGUAUUCAGCUUUUAAUGUAUACUUUGCACUGUGCCAGAGAGAACUGUACAAUUUCUUGGGUUUUGUUUUUUUUAACCAGUUAUUUUAGUCAUGUACUGCUUUCAUUUCCAUCAGCACCUGUUUAAUUUGUUGUCCAUUCUUGGAGUCAGAAGGUGACAAACAAUCAAAGGGCGGAUUUACUCCUACAGGCAAAAUCCCUGUACUAUGCAAUCCUCGUGGUUAUUCAUCACUUAACUGAGCCAUAUAUUCUGGUGUAUUUCUGGAAAUACGUGGUUGGUUCUGAUGCUUAAGACUUGUAUUUCCUUUAAGGAAGUGCCACUGUGUAAUGGAUAAGCCUGUUUAGGGUAAAAUUGGUGCUGUUUAUAUAAGCUACAACAACCAGCAGUGAUAAUAAACCAGUUUGUUGUCACUGCCAAUUGUAAUAUACAUCAGGGACAAGAAAAUAUACUUUUGUGUAGGAAACUGAAUGUACUGUAUGUAAUAGUGCAAGUGAUGAAAACUAUUUGGUAGGGAAGGUUUAGUCCUAAAAUGGUAGGUUUUAUUAUAUUUCGUAUUGCCUUUUUAUAUGAAACUAUAUAGUAAAAGUGUAUUUUUUACAAAUUCCUUUUCCGAAACUGCCUUGCUGUACCAAUACUCUGAUGCUCCUCAGGUUUCAGCAGAAAUACUGCUGCAAAAUGAUGUGUUUUGUGGCUCACCGGCAUCCAAGAGCUUUGUUAGUUUAAGUGACUGCCAUGCAAUUUUAAUUUGGGCUUUGAGGAUUGUUUUUAUUACUCCAUUGUUAAGACAUUGGACACAAAAGGUUAUCUGUAUUGAUUUGUUUUGCAUAUCUUUUGUGGUGCGUGUGUGCUUAGAUGAAUAAUACAAGCAUGUUCUGUAUAUUAAGAAGAGGUCAGAGCAUUGAUUGGAAAAGCAGAAUAUUUUCUCUUUGUGUUUGGAAAAUACUGACUUGAUCAUUGAUAAAAACCAUAUGAAAGUUACAGUUAUAUAUUAAGAAAAACAUCAUGCCCCGCAUGUUGAGUAUGUUGUUUAAACCUUGCUUCCACCAUGAUUUAUUAUGCUGAAGUUCAGAGUUCCUUAGCGUAAAAAGGAGCACUGCUCAUACAAUUAACUAAACAGUUUUCAUUUUUCACGUUGCAGUUGGCAGAGGAGAAACAAAGAUGUUUAAAAUUUCGGUUUGGCCUCUAUGGAAUGAACUUUUUUAUACAUGGCACUAUUAUGGGUAUAAAUAUUUGUUCAAGGCUUUGCAUGCACCCGUGUGCAUGGCGGGGGGGGGGGAGGGUGUUACAAUACCAGAAUUUCACCACGUGCUGUAGUGUGAGAUUCAAGCGUUCCAUGUGUUGUAGCAGAAUAUAUUUUUUAUUCUUUCUUUUCAAUGGGAUGUCUUUCCCGUCAACAAAAAUAAAAUGGUUUUCCAUUGCA